UUACCAACACUUGAAACAUUCCUUUUCUGCUUUUUCUACCCGACAACAAUGAGUCCUCUUUUACCACCCAGCUUUGUCUCAUUGAGAAUGACUUUAUUUGCAUAUAUUUACGCUUUUUAGCGGCGCUAAUCCCUGGCGGAGGUUCUCCUGGUGAAUUCACCUCUGCGGCGGCAGUGACAGUGAUGAGGUUAUGAUGAUUGGAAGGCGACGCCUUACGAGGCUCCCUGCCCAUCUCCUACUGAUCUGAGAGGAAGGACAAGCAGUCGCCAUGUCCUCCCACGACUUCCAGUGCUUCAGUGCCGUCUCUGGGGACCCUUCUCCAACUUGCAGGCUGCCCCGCAUCGCCCAUCAUGACCCCGUGGCGGCCGAAUGUUAUCUGUGCUCAGAGUACAGACACGCCCGCACCAUGGAGGCGUUACAUUCUUUGUCCUCUCUCUGUCACUACGACCACCAUCAUAAUCAUCGCCUGCCUCACCAGCAUGUUCGAUGGAGGCCCGGCAGGCCCGACAACAACCCUCUGGCGCCUCAGCGGCACGCGAAGAGGAUAAUCCUGGUGAAAAACAGCAACCCCUCGGUCAGGAAGACCAUCGUCUUACAACGCAAGGGGCUGCGCAGCUUCGGACUUUUCUUGGAGGAACUCUCCGCGCUCAUGCAGUACCACGUGAGGAAGGUGCGCACUCUGGACGGACACAAGGUUGAAAAUGUGCAAAAUGUUAUGCACUGUCCUGGUGUUCUGAUUUGUGUGGGUCGGGAUCCGUCUCACCCCUCCAUUUUGGAGAGAUUUCGGAAAGCAGCUGAGGACAAAUUGCCAACGCUGAGUACGAAGGCACGAUCCGCUUGCGGUGCGGACAGUGAUGACGGACACACCGUUCAACCGAAACUAGAAUCUACCAACGGUUCCACGAGGCAUUCAGUGUCUUCUGACAAGUCACUUCCAGAUGGAACAGAAUCCUUAGAUGAUGUCGCCUCUUGUCCGGCCACUGCUAACAGAAUAAAUGAUGAUGAUGUGGAGAAACUAGUCCGUAUCAACGAAGAUGGCAGCUUGUCUAUGAAGAUGAAAGUGCGCUUUCGACUAGAAAACGAAGAAACCUUACUGUGGUCGACAGAAGUGAGAAAAAGCUCCAACAGAACCUGCGAGCACCAAGUUCUCGACAGAAGCUGUUUGGGUUCUGAAAAUGUUUCAGAGACGGGUGAGGCACAGGUCAGGAGGCGCCACCAAAGACAGGGCUUUGGUUGUCCUCACUGCUGUAGUCAAACAAGAGAGUACAACAUUUGGACUAACACCGCAACAGGUUCUCAGGGAGAAAGUGGCAGCACUCACACAUCAAGUUCAGGCGCUUCCUCGCACAGGGUGGUUUCAAGGAAGAGCAUGGUUGAAAGUCGGAAAACUGUGGCCAAAUCAAGCGAGGAGCAUUUAGAAGAAGUGGUUGAGCAUGUUAAAUCAUCUGAAACUGUGGAGUACUGCGCCAUCCGUAGUGAGUCUUGCAUGAAUACGGUAAACAACUGUGAGGCUGAGCAAGAACGAGAACUUGGAUCUACAAGUGCAUCAAGACAACCCUCGCUAAGUGAAAAACCAGAAAAGCAGGAGCUGACAGGAGAUGCUAUGCCAGACACUUUGAGGAAAUCAUCGUCGGGAUCUACACACUCAAAGAAAUCCACUAAGAAGUCUAGAAGAUCAAAUGCAUGUCACUGUGGAGCAUCUGAUGGUAGCCAGGAUACACAAGUGCAAACAAAUUCAGAGGAGACUCUUGCUGUCACGUCUGUCCGAUCAAAUUCUCUUGAGUCGAAUGAAUGCAAAGAAACACAUACUGCAGAACCUGCGGUUGUUGAAGAGGAUCGAUCAAAAAGUGCCAUGUCCGUUCAUUCAAAUGCCUCAACAAAGUCUAAACCAAAAGUCUUAGAGUGCAAUGGAAGACCAUCAAGUCAAACAUCAGCCAAGUCUGAGGUGACAAGUGAACUAUGUCAAUCAGAAAAAGAAGCUGAGGCAGAAAGACCAACAACUUCCUGCUCGUCCAGAUCCACAACUUCAGUUACAUCAAAAGGAUACGCUCAUGUGGAUGAGGCUGAAGAAGAAUAUGCCAAAGAACAAGUCCAAGACCAAGCAGAGGAAAGUGAGAGUGCAAAGAGAACUCAAAGCCAAAUGUCUAUGAAAUCUUCUAAAAAGUCCAAAGCACCUGAACAAAGUCUGGAAGAAACCUCAGAGGUGAAUACCAAGGGACUAGAAUCUACAAAGGACACAGAAGAUCAAGUAAGAUCAUCGAGUGUCCUUUCAGCGACAUCGACAAAGUCUAAAACCUUAGAGGUUGGCAAAGAAGUACAAGAGGCAGCUGCAAUGUUAAAUGUUGAUGAUUGCCCUGAGGAAGAAACUGAGGAGAGACCUCCAACUACCAUGUCAGUGGAAUCUGUUAUAUCAGAUGUAAGGUCAAGGAAAUCAAAAUCCCCAGAAGUUGAUGCUGAUGGAUAUACUACAGAGGCAACUGAAGGUAGACCACAAAGCGCAAAGUCAAUCGACUCAGUAAGGUCGGUAAAGACCAGUAUUUCUGCUAGAUCAUGCCAAUCUAAGUCAUCAGAAGAACCAGAUGAUGAAUGUAGAAGUAAUGGAGUGCCAACUCCAGAAGAAACAGCGUGCAACACUUCAGCCAUAGAGAGCAGGUUGGAAGUCAAAGAUAGUGUCUCAAAUCACAAAGUUGAGGAAACAGAGAGGCCUGCUUCAGGAUAUCAUAGUGCCAUGUCAGAAAAAACUUCUGACUCAGAAUUGUCUGCAGAAUCCAUGAAGUCCAGAACCUCUGAAAAUAGGACUGAAGGAAAUGUUGAUGAUGGAGAGAGAGCACAAAGUGCAAUGUCUACCAAAUCAAAGGCAUCUAAGGGAUCUUCUCAAUCCAAAGCCUCUCAGCCUGUCCUUGAACAAAAUGACGAAGACGAUAGUGAGCAAGAUGCUAGCCAGAGGUCACCCAGCGCCAUGUCAACCAAAUCGGCCAAGUCAAGCAUUUGUUCGAGAUCAAAUGAGGAUGAGAGAGAACCAAGUGUGAUGUCGAAGCUCUUCUGGAAGAUGGUGUUGAUAUACUUGAUGAAGAGACAAAAAGUAGAGUAA
Molecule: messenger RNA, 3091 nt
Organism: Nerophis lumbriciformis (worm pipefish)
Lineage: Eukaryota; Metazoa; Chordata; Actinopteri; Syngnathiformes; Syngnathidae
Source: RefSeq, a predicted model, not a curated record